Molecule: messenger RNA, 2253 nt
Organism: Spodoptera exigua (beet armyworm)
Lineage: Eukaryota; Metazoa; Arthropoda; Insecta; Lepidoptera; Noctuidae
Source: the annotation of a GenBank genome assembly
CCCGCCGCCGCGCCGAGCGGACGUACGGCGCUCCGUGACAAAACACGUACAAAGUUUAUGUAAUGUAACAAAGUGACUUGUUAUCUAGUGUUGACUUUAGUGCCAGCAUUGUCUUAUCCACAUUAAUCAACUAGCAACUUAAAACCAAAACAAUUCUAAUCAAAUUGUAAUUAAAAACAAAGUGAAGUGCAAAGAACAAAAACGCAGUGUUGCCAACCAAAAAAGUGAUGCGUCCAAACAAAUGCAAGAAAUUCAAAUUCAAAUGAUUCUUUAUUGAGAAUGGCCCUCAGGCAUGACGUCACGAACAUGGACACCUCAUUCCUCCCCGCAGAUCCUCCCCCGAUCUCCGAAAUCAUUUACGAGCCAAGGACAGACUUAGCCACGGAGUAUUUCAACACUUUCAACCAAAUAUGUGAAAAUUAUCGUAGUGAUUCGGACGUGAACCUUCGGCAAACUUCGGACAGUCUUCGUUUAUCUUCGGAGAUACUAGAUGGUGUGCGAUCUGAGUAUGUUAGUUCGGAUUUUACUGGUAAAGACUUUGAAACCAAUGCUCAGAAAGUGUUCUUGAGUGGAAAGGAUGAGCAGAUCUUUCAGUUUGGACAGCCUGACGCCUCGGCUCUGUUGAGGCAUAGGGCUCGAAGAAGAUAUAAUGAGGAGCAUGGUCUGCAGCCACCAGCGACUACUAGUCAAGAGAGUGGGUACGGCAGCGAUGAGUUCGGGCACGACUCCCCAAGCCGAUAUGCCUCCCCUAAGGGGGCCGGCGCUGGAGCCCCGUACCAGGAGUACUAUGCGGGCGGUGAAUGGAGUGCGCCGUACUACCAGCCGCCGCCGGCCUACCAGCACGACCCCUAUGCUACGUCGCCAGGUAUAGCGGGUGCUCCGGUAGGCGAGGCGGGCGGCGGCGGGGCGGAGCUCCCUCUGCCUCCAAUGUCCUCGUUCAGGGCGGCUGCGCCCCACCACUCGCCCACAGACCCCAUGCUGGUUGCCAAGCCGCCGUUACAACCUAUGUACGGUGGCGCGGGCGCUACACCAGCAGUUGGCGCAGUAGGCACAGCGGAGGCAGGCAGCCUGUCGUCGUACGGGUCGUCGCCUUCAACCCCAGUGCACUCCCCCCCUCCCCUACACGCCAGACUCUACCCCCCGCUCAAACACACCGCCCAUCAUCACCAUCAUCAUAAUGGGCAGCAAUCAAACUGGGUGUCAUCAGGGGUAUCGUCCCCUCCAUCGGCGUCGACCCCGCACGCCCUCGCCGCGCCCGUCCUACCCAACGGACAUCAUGCGCCUAUGCCUGUGUUCCAACCUACUGGAAUGGGUGCGCCGGCGGAGCAGAGACAGCUGGACGAGGCGAUGGUGUUCCUCCGCGACCACACCGACUGUGGCGCGCGCAUGGAGGAGCGACUGGACGACGCCAUCAACGUGCUGCGGAACCACGCGGAGGCGCCCGACCUCUACCCACAGGACCUGCAUCAUCAGCCGCCAGCGGCAGUGUCGCGGCUGGGCGUGGGGGGCGCGCUGCUGCAGACCGAGCCGCCCGUCAAGAUGGAGCGCCACGUCCUGCCCAACACCAAGAAACGCAAAGAGCCCCCGGACUCAGGUGUGGAAUCGAAGCCGUCAUCAUCAGGUUCAGCGGACGCGCUCGCGAACAAACCGCCCAACAGCAAACGUUCGAGGCGAUACUCGACCAACCCUGCAAUGCCCAGCUGUUCAUCGGCUGAUGAGGAUGAUAUGGACCCUGAUACGAAGGCGGCGCGCGAGAGAGAGAGGCGACAAGCUAACAAUGUUAGAGAAAGGAUAAGGAUACGAGAUAUAAACGAGGCCCUAAAGGAGCUCGGCAGGAUGUGUAUGACUCACUUGAAGAGUGACAAGCCGCAGACAAAGCUCGGUAUACUCAAUAUGGCCGUCGAAGUCAUUAUGACUCUCGAACAACAAGUCAGAGAACGCAACUUGAAUCCGAAGGCAGCGUGUUUGAAGCGACGCGAGGAAGAAAAGGCGGAAGAAGCGCCCAAAUUGCUGCCUGCACCCCUACAACACUAUCAACCCAUGCCGGGCAUGGGUCAAUUGCCAGGGCAACCCCCCACAGGUGGCCCCCCUCCGCAAUAGCGACGCGCCGCGCGCUAACUACGCACUGCGAUAGCACCGAACCCGGGACUCUGCCUGCACUAGCCCGCGGAACACGCGAAAAAACUCACGUUAAGUGAGUUAGUUUGAGUUGCGAUUGAGUAACAUGUGAGUUUUUUUGAGUAACAAAAAUAA